This is a messenger RNA of Polyodon spathula (Mississippi paddlefish), 3008 nucleotides long. RefSeq names its product peroxisome proliferator-activated receptor alpha-like. Lineage: Eukaryota; Metazoa; Chordata; Actinopteri; Acipenseriformes; Polyodontidae. The record is from RefSeq and is a predicted model, not a curated record. Gene Ontology annotation, molecular function: zinc ion binding; nuclear receptor activity; RNA polymerase II cis-regulatory region sequence-specific DNA binding. Gene Ontology annotation, biological process: regulation of lipid metabolic process; negative regulation of inflammatory response; positive regulation of transcription by RNA polymerase II. Gene Ontology annotation, cellular component: nucleus. The coding region runs from base 315 to 1715 and encodes 466 amino acids. The transcript has 7 exons.
AAUGCAGAUUUAAUGAGAGGGAUGAGAAUUGCCCUUGAAAUAUAUUUCUAGAAACAUUGAGGUUUCCCCACAAUUGAAAUACUUAAGAUAAAGCCAGUUUUGCUAUUGAAAUGAUGCUCAUACUGUAUUGGUACUUGUUUUUAAGAAGUAUUUUCAGCUUCCAUCCACUUUAAAAUAUGCACGCUUGAACCUCAAACCGCAGUGUAUCGAUGAUGUAAAUAACACCAACCUCCAGUCAAUGACUUUCAAACUUUAAACUUGUUCCUGUUUACACAGUCUCAUGAGUGAUUCUCUGCCAGGCUUGGUCCGCCAGCAUGGUAGACACCCAGAGCCAGUUCUGCCCGCCCUCCCCCUUGGAGAACACUGAUCUCGGGAGCCCGCUGUGUGCAGACUUCAUCCAGGACAUGAAGGACAUCCAGGACAUCUCGCAGUCUAUUGUGGAUGACAGUAUGGGCAUGUUCGAAGUUCACGAGUACCAGUCUUCAGGGAGAGGGUCAGGGUCCGAAGGCUCAACAAUAUUAGAUUCCCUUACGCCAGCGUCCAGUCCAUCCUCUGUGAUCUUCUCAGGGGCUCAAGCAGGCCUGGACGAGCUGUCCUCUGCUGCCCUCAAUCUGGAGUGCAGGGUCUGUGGGGACAAAGCGUCGGGCUACCACUAUGGAGUGCAUGCGUGUGAGGGCUGUAAGGGGUUCUUCAGGAGGACAAUACGCCUGAAGCUGGAGUACGAUCACUGUGAUCAUAGCUGUAAAAUUCAGAAAAAGAACCGCAACAAGUGCCAGUACUGCCGAUUCCAGAAGUGCCUGUCAGUGGGGAUGUCACAUAACGCAAUUCGUUUUGGCCGGAUGCCCCAGUCUGAAAAGAUGAAGCUGAAAGCAGAGAUCCUGACAUGUGAGAGGGAGGUCGAGAAUUCACAUCUGGCCGACCAGAAAACCCUCGCCAAGCAAAUUUACGAAGCAUACCUGAAAAAUUUCAACAUGAACAAAACAAAGGCACGAGCUAUCCUGAUCGGCAAGGCCAGCACCCCACCCUUUGUUAUUCAUGACAUGGAAACCUUGCGUCUUGCAGAGAAGACCUUGGUAGCCAAAAUGGUGGCCAAUGGGAUCCAGAACAAGGAAGCAGAGGUUAGAAUUUUCCACUGCUGCCAGUGCACCUCUGUAGAGACUGUGACAGAACUGACCGAGUUUGCCAAGUCAGUCCCGGGCUUUGUGAACCUCGACCUGAAUGACCAGGUCACCCUGUUGAAAUACGGAGUUUAUGAGGCUAUGUUUGCCAUGCUGGCUUCCAGUAUGAACAAAGACGGAUUGCUGGUGGCUUACGGGAAUGGCUUCAUCACGCGCGAGUUUCUGAAAAGCUUGAGAAGACCAUUUAGCGAGAUGAUGGAGCCCAAGUUUGAGUUUGCAAUGAAGUUUAAUGCACUGGAGCUGGAUGACAGUGACCUGGCCCUCUUUGUAGCUGCUAUUAUUUGCUGCGGAGACCGUCCUGGACUGGUGAAUGUAGCCCACAUUGAGAAUAUGCAGGAGAGUAUUGUACAGGUGUUAAACCUUCACCUCCAAACGAACCACCCUGACGAUGCCUACCUUUUCCCCAAGCUACUCCAGAAACUGGCCGACCUGCGACAGCUGGUGACUGAACAUGCCCAGCUUGUUCAGGAAAUCAAGAAGACAGAAGACAUGUCCCUGCAUCCACUGCUUCAGGAAAUUUACAGGGAUAUGUACUAACAAUUAGCAACCUCUGUUUGAUACUAAAAUAUUCCUCUCUCCAGCAAUAUUCCUUUUAAGGUGUUUGAUAAAAUAAUAUUGAUAAUAAUACAGUGCUCCCCUUUUAUAACGCUGUAGUCAUUAGCCAUAGUUGUGAGAGUGCUAUUUGUGUUCCACCUAAAAACAAAAAAAGAUAGUGCCAGUGUUGUGGCAUUAUGUGGCAAAUAGGUGCUAUGACCAUACCGCCUUAUAACCUGUUCCGCAGUGUAAAAGGUCUUCAUAUAAAUGGGGAGCAUUGUAAUAAGUUAAAUUAAAGGAGACCAAAGCCAUCAUCCCAAUAUUAUAACACUGUGCUAUUUAAUAGUGUAAUUCACAAAUUGUUUAUAUUUAGAUUACAUUGAGUAUUUUUAGAGUAUUUCUAAAAAUUCAACACAAGCAUUGGCUGCAUUUCCAAACUCAUAUAUAAGGUGGUUAUAAUAUAAGGCAAGUAUUUUGUAACAGAGUACUGCAUUUUGGUAGUUAGAGUUGUCACAUGAGGUCCUAGUCACGUAACUAACUGUUUUUAAGGAUUUUAUUUGAGUGUUUCCUGUUAGAUUAAACAGUACUUUGAAAAAGAAGAACCCACUUCUACUCUUCUGUGAAACAGUUGAAAAAUCUUUCAUAAAUCUGAUUAGGGCCCCAUGACCUAGUCCACAGAGGUGCACUGAACGACUGAAUCGGGGUAAUGUUCAGCAGUUCACAUGGCAAUACCAAAUUACAGUGAUCUGUAACUGUUUAUGUAGAAAUUGAUAAUUGUCAAAAACUGGUAAUGCUGUAUACAAAGCCUGGAUUAAAUGAAAAUGAUGGUGCCCCAAAGCCUUUACAAGGUUGGGCAGUGGCACUUUUAACUUUGAUCUAAUUCAGGCCGUAGUCAUAGUGUACAGAUUCUUCCCUAAAAUGAGUUCCUAAAACUCACAUAUAUAUACCAGUCCGUCCCGUCCCGUCCCGUCCCGUCCCCCCCCCCACACACACACACACACAUGCACAAACAAGUUGUUUUAACAAUGUAUGGAAACACAGAAGCAGAACGGGCUAUCCAAGGGUGUCUGCAUAUAUUCCAGCUCUUACUGACACACUUGUUUCCUAUAAAAAAUGUUUUAAAAAACUACUACUGAUAAUUCAGCUUUUAUUUGUUUGUUUUAAAAGCUUUUAAAUGUUAGGUAGUACUAAUACAUUUUAUUCUUGGUUGGUUGUACAUACCAAUGUACUAUUACUGUAUUGGAUCAUAUUUUUAUACAGAAGCAAAAAAAAAAAAAAAAAAAAAAAGUUUUAAAA